AUAGUGAAGAGAACAAGGUCCUUGAUUCCCACACUGGCACGCACCAUCCUAAAAAAUUAUGGUUGGGCCAUCCCGUCUAAAAACUUUGCACCCUCUUCAACCUUUCUCACUCAAGACACCUUCUGCUACUUCUUCUUCUACUUCUACCUUAAGCUCCAUGAAGAUCAAAACCCUAAUUCACACCCUGUUUUACACUCAUAUUUCGCGCAUUCUUCGAGCUCUUUCCAAGGCAAAAUCAAAAAUCAUCCAAACCUUCAAAGAAAACCAAGCCAUCCAUUUUAUUCUUUACCCCACAAAGAAAUUGAAGAAACACAGACAUAAGAAAACAUUUUUUGGUUCAUUUAGGCUGCACUACAACUGGUGCUCCUCCCAUGUGUUACCGGUCCCAGCUCCGGUCCUAAACCGGCUCCCGGACUCUCAUCUAUACAAUGAUUCAACGUGGAAUUCAAUGAUUUCAACCGAGCCGAAGGAGGAGGCCUCGGACUCUCAGCUUUCUGGCUACCUCCAAUGGUUAGAAGAAAAGCCGAGUGAAGAGACAGAAGUGAAUGAGAUUGAUAAGCUUGCGGAUAUGUUCAUUGCUAGUUGCCAUGAGAAGUUCUUGUUGGAGAAGGUGGAGUCAUAUAGGAGAUUUCAAGAAAUGCUAGCUAGAAGUGUAUGACUUAGUUUUUGUUUUUUUUUUUAGGCUUUCCUAUUUCUGUUUUGGAAAGUAUAGUAAUUGGCAAGUGGCAACUGAGUCCUUCUUUGCCUUUUUGCUUUUCAACUUUUAUCCUUUUUGUUUUGAAAUUUGAACUGGAAAUGGGGUUUGGAGAAUUGGACAUGACUUGAAGACCAGGGUUGGCAUUUUGUGCAAUUCUUCUCUAAAAAUUUGGAUGGUGAUCUUUGCAAGGGAUAUCUAUUAGUACUGUAAGGAUUAAUUGCUGAUCAUUGAACUUACUAAAAAAUUUUCCCCUUU
Rubroshorea leprosula is the source of this 952-nucleotide messenger RNA. Lineage: Eukaryota; Viridiplantae; Streptophyta; Magnoliopsida; Malvales; Dipterocarpaceae. The record is from the annotation of a GenBank genome assembly.